CACAUAAAUUGGCAACCAAACAGACGAAAAUGAGAAAACAAGCCACCGGCAGUUGGACGGAGUAAUCGAAGCAGCAUUCUGCUGAUCCAACUGCCUUAACACAUCUUCUUCUUCUUCUGUUGUUCUUGUUCGAUUCAUAUAUCAAAUUUCCAAAUUUCUUUGGACACUUCUCACACCGAUAGAUUUCUUCGGUUUACAGAAUUCAGUUCAGAAUGAUUCGUCCUUCACUUUCAAUUUCAAAUCCCUCUUCUCCUUCUCCUCUCCAAUUUCCUAAACCCCACAAGUUCUCCAAUUAUUCCGGCCGUUUUUGCCCGCCGGUUUCGGUAAUUCGAUGCGAGGGUGUGCAUUCUUCGGCCGCCGCGGCGCACUCUUCUUCUUCUUCUUCUUCAUUGCCAUUUUCGAAGGUGAGUGAGAAUAUGGAAUCGGGAGACGGCUCUUCCAAGGCCGGCCCGUAUCCCGGCGGAAUGGGCCCCUACACCGGCAGAGACCCGAGCGUGAAGAAGCCUGGUUGGUUGAGGCAGCGCGCUCCUCAGGGAGAGAAGUUUGAGGAGGUCAAGGACUCGUUGUCUCGAUUGAAUCUCAAUACUGUCUGCGAGGAGGCUCAAUGCCCCAAUAUUGGAGAGUGUUGGAAUGGUGGAGGGGAUGGGAUUGCAACUGCUACAAUCAUGCUUCUUGGGGAUACAUGCACUCGGGGAUGUAGAUUUUGUGCUGUAAAAACCAGCAGAAACCCUGCACCUCCUGAUCCAAUGGAACCAAUUAACACUGCUAAAGCUAUUGCCAGUUGGGGUGUGGAUUACAUUGUCCUAACAAGUGUGGAUCGCGAUGAUAUUCCCGAUGGAGGAAGUGGACAUUUUGCCCAGACCGUCAAAGCUAUGAAGGAACUUAAGCCUGAGAUCAUGGUUGAAUGUUUAACUUCUGAUUUUAGAGGUGACCUGAAUGCUGUGGACACUCUAGUGCACUCAGGAUUAGAUGUAUUUGCUCACAAUAUCGAGACUGUGAAACGGCUUCAACGAAUCGUAAGAGAUCCUCGAGCUGGGUACGACCAGAGCUUAUCCGUUUUAAAACAUGCAAAGCACAGCAAGCUGGGAAUGAUCACUAAAACUUCAAUCAUGUUGGGCCUCGGAGAAACCGAUGACGAAUUGAAGGAAGCUCUAGCUGAUUUAAGGGCCAUAGAUGUGGAUAUUCUUACACUUGGCCAGUAUUUGCAGCCUACCCCAUUACACCUGACUGUCAAAGAAUACAUCACUCCCGAAAAGUUCGCAUUCUGGAAAGAAUACGGGGAGUCGAUUGGGUUCCGAUAUGUGGCUAGUGGACCCCUGGUUCGAUCCUCAUACCGGGCAGGCGAGCUCUUCGUCCAAACCAUGGUUAGAGAAAGCGCCAAAAUCACAACCGUAAAUUGAAGGAUCAGCACUCCCACUGUGGCCUGAGUUCAAGUUCGAGUUCAUCAGCGGUGUUUCCAGAAUUUGGUGGCCCUGUAACAUAGAAAAAGAGGAGGGAGAAGCCAUGGCCAACAACAUUGAAGGAUCAUCAGUUUUCCAGCUGAGGCAGCAAGCACUGGUAUGGCUCUCCUGAGUUAGUUUCUUUUCCCAAUUAUUGGACCAAUUUUGCCAGCUAUUAUAUCUUGUAUUUACUCACAUUUUGUCUUCUUUUAAGAUCAAUUAUUUAAUCUCAACCUCAACAAUUUUUUUUUUCUCUUAGAAAAUGCAAUUUGGGUUGGAAUAUUUGAAACCAAGAUCAAUAACAUUGUAAUAUCAUAUGUACUCUUCAAACUUUAGUUUAAUCACAGGAUUUUUUUUUGUGACUUCCA
Messenger RNA from Momordica charantia (bitter melon), 1807 nucleotides. RefSeq names its product Radical SAM superfamily protein. Gene Ontology annotation, cellular component: chloroplast; mitochondrion. Lineage: Eukaryota; Viridiplantae; Streptophyta; Magnoliopsida; Cucurbitales; Cucurbitaceae. The record is from RefSeq and is a predicted model, not a curated record. Gene Ontology annotation, biological process: lipoate biosynthetic process. Gene Ontology annotation, molecular function: 4 iron, 4 sulfur cluster binding; lipoate synthase activity.